This is a messenger RNA of Phytophthora sojae, 1500 nucleotides long. RefSeq lists its product as hypothetical. The record is from RefSeq and is a predicted model, not a curated record. NCBI's taxonomy places the organism in Eukaryota, Oomycota, Peronosporomycetes, Peronosporales, Peronosporaceae. The transcript is spliced from 4 exons. Bases 1 to 1500 code for a protein of 499 amino acids.
AUGGAACAGCAAGGGGAAAUCUGCAACGUUACUUUCGCUCGCAUGGGUCUCGAUAAGACUGGGAAAUCGCUGUUUUCCUUCGACAACUUCGAGAGGCUCACUCAGUGGCUCCAAUAUGUCGUCGAUUUGAGCGCCAAGGAUCCCACGAAGGGGGCGUUCGCGAUGUCGACACUGGCUGCCGACUACGACGACGCUCUCGCUGCGCAGAGUCCGAGAACAAAGGACGCUGCCGCGAGGUUACAGACUAAGCAACUGCAGUACUGGUUGGCCACUGUGAAGAAUCCUGACGACGUGAUGCAUGUGAUGAAGCUGGACGAGGUGGACGUGAAUAUUCUCUACAGCCCCGAGCUCGUGGAAACGAGCUUGCCCAACACUCGCAAGACACCAGCGGAUGCCCUCGAAGAGCUCCGACUUGGCAAGAAAGCGUUCUCCUAUUUCUACAGCCCGCUCAAUUGUUUGAAAGCCCUCUGUACAACAGUUGAACCAUUACUGUACAUUGACGCAUAUAACGCCAAGUAUCCCCAAGCGAAGACGACAAUCGUUGAGACGUUGUCGCGGACAUUCGAAGAUCCCAAUCUGGCCAAUGUGCUCAGCAGAGCAAAGCAUAACGCUAAAAUACGAACGAUUGCCACGGAAGUGGAGGCUGCGCAGCUGGACACACUGGCGUCUCGCUUCAAGGGCAGAAGUUUGAACCAAAUCUUCCAGAUAGCUAAGAAGUAUCCGACCAUGGAAAACUCUGCUGUUGCAAUCCAAACGGCGAAGAUGGAGACGUAUCUCGCGAGUAAUCAAUCCCCUCGGGGAUUUCAACAAGACCCCCCCCCCCACCACCUCGAAGAAUCCUUGUUCGAGACGUUCCGUUUCCAUUAUCAGAACGUCAAUCGCGUUACAAGGAAUGGGAUGAACAGUCUAAGCACAAGACAAAUGGACGAAGCAGUCGAGGAGACGUGGGUCAAGUCCUGGCUCAAAGUCAAGGCGGACCCCACCUCCACGUUCCAUUUCCUGGAUCUCUACGAAACUCAAGAAGCACUUUUUAAUUCAAAGUUCAAGACGUGGGCCAGCGAGCCAUUUGUCGACAAGCGCAGUCUGCAAGUUCGCCGCCAACUUCUCCGUGCUGAAGUUCUUCUUUGCCGUAUCAAGCGUCGUAAGCAGAAUUCUGUCUUUGAAGCUGUAUCUGAGGGCAUAGAUCAUCGUGGCCUUCUCUUGAUGAUACAGGACGUUGAAGUCAUCCACGUCUACCGAUUUCCCACUGUUCCACCACAUCUCCGGCUGCGCAGCCUCCAAUUCCGUGGCAAUCUUUCGCGUUUUAUCGUUAUUCUUUGCUGCAUUGAGCACCAUGGCCACGUUGCGAUCGCCGAGCGUCCGCGACAAUGUCUCAAAACAAUUGUCGUCUUCUCUUGGGGAUACCUCGCGGAUAGGAGACCGACUUCUUGCGAGAUCCUCGAAGACAUCUGCUGGUGUCGUCCGAGUGUUAAGCCAGAUAUCUAUGAGCUCGUCUUUUAA